GGGAGGACAGAGGCCUAGAAGCGGCGUAGCUGUCAUUCGAUGUGGAGGGGUUGAGACAGCGAGGACCCUGUCUCUCCCCCCGUUUCUCUCUCUGUCUUCCUUAUUUGUAAGCCACGGUUUCUCUCAAAUCCUAAUUCCCUCUCUCUUCGACCUCGAACCGUACCCCAAAUCUCAAUUUGCUCUCUCUAAAUCAAAAUCCACGCCACAAAUCCAUGUUUUCCGAAACCCACAUCCCAUAUCCUUUUGCUUCUAUCCUCUGAAACAAAACAUAGUUUCUUCGCUAUGUUUUCCUAUCCUGAAUUUGUAUGAUCAAUCGAAAAGCUAUUGUUCAAUGGAAAUCUGCUGGUUUCUCGAUGGGCUCGUGCGGUGAAUAAGGCGGUCGAUAGAUUGAGAGGUUUGAUUGAGUUUGGAGGAGCUAUCGAGCCUUGAUCAUGGCUGCGAGAUUUGGAGACACGGCUUAUACAAAGGUUUUUGUGGGCGGAUUGGCUUGGGAGACACAGGCUGAAACCAUGAGAGAGUAUUUCGAUCAAUUCGGAGACAUUCUUGAGGCUGUGGUGAUCACAGAUAAAAGCAGUGGAAGAUCAAAAGGCUACGGAUUUGUGACCUUCAGCGAACCCGAAGCGGCACGGCUUGCGUGCGAGGACCCUAACCCGGUUAUCGACGGGCGUAGGACAAACUGUAACAUCGCCUCUUUUGGGAGGCCUGCCCAACCUCCUCUCACUACUGGGAGGGGUCGUGCAGAGACGUCGUACCGUGGGCCACCCUCCUACACAGCAGGCCCCACCACAUCCACUCCCUACACCUAUCAACAAGGCUUUAUUUAUCCUCCUUAUGGGUAUGCAGCGUACAAUUCAGAUUACAUGUAUCAUCAGAACGUCUACAAUCCGUACCUUUCCCCACGAUUCCCUCAGAUGUAUGGAGGAUCGACCACUACAAAUCCUACGUAUCCCUAUGGCUACUAUAUGCAUCCUGGUGCCAGCUUUUCGGGUUAUGAGAGAUAUGUUGCCCAUGGUCCUCGUCAGAUCCAACAGUACCCCAUUAGACCAACACAAGUGACAAGUGAUUCAGUUUCCUCAGAAGGUUCAUUGCAUGUGCUUCAAUCACGGCCUGCCCAAUUCUCAACUACCCGUAGAGCCGAAGAAAGCCUGGAUGCAGUGCCAAACUCUGAAAGCAGAAACUGAAGUUCUAUGCGACAGGGGUGACCAUGUAUAGCAAUUCUUUUCAACAUAUCUGCCUUGAGUUUGGCAACACAUUUGUUCUUCCAUAGAUUCUUCCCAUGCCAAUUGAACCUUUGACUUUAUCUUGGACACCAUUCUUGUGAAGCUGCACAUCAAGCCUAGCUGGGACAUGAAACCUCUUGAAUCUGAAGACUGCAGCUUUGGCAUGUAACUUCUAGUUCAUUCUUUUGAUAUUUGAACGUCGAAGUGUCUCACACGACUAGAGAAGAGUGUACAUUUUCCAUGGCAUUUUUUUUGUUUUUUCUCCAUUUUCACAAUAUUUUGAGGUAAUGAACAAAUAACACUAUGUUUUUCUCAUGCUAGAUGGAUAAUUGAUCCUUGAAUGUUGAAGUGAGGGCAA
This is a messenger RNA of Amborella trichopoda, 1578 nucleotides long. RefSeq lists its product as uncharacterized. Gene Ontology annotation, molecular function: RNA binding. NCBI's taxonomy places the organism in Eukaryota, Viridiplantae, Streptophyta, Magnoliopsida, Amborellales, Amborellaceae. The record is from RefSeq and is a predicted model, not a curated record.